Solanum pennellii is the source of this 426-nucleotide messenger RNA. RefSeq lists its product as uncharacterized. The coding region runs from base 1 to 426 and encodes 141 amino acids. The record is from RefSeq and is a predicted model, not a curated record. NCBI's taxonomy places the organism in Eukaryota, Viridiplantae, Streptophyta, Magnoliopsida, Solanales, Solanaceae. The transcript is spliced from 2 exons.
AUGAACCCUCCAAGUUUCACCGGUUCAAGCCCUAUUGAGGAUCCGGAGAAUUUCAUUGAGAAACUUAAGAAGAAGCAAAAGGAUCCUGCACCAUCAUCUGCUAGUGCAAGUGCACCCAUAAACAAAGGUGAGCAUCAUGGCAAGAAUUCGCAGAACUUCGGAGCGAGGCCAACAAAGUCUCAAGGUAGUGUGUCACAAGGAGGUAGUUGGGCUUCUGUAUGUCCUAGAUGUGGUAAACACCACUCAGGUAAGUGUCUUGGGCAGACAGGUUGCUAUAAGUGCAAUCAAAGAGGUUACUUCAUGAAAGAGUUUCCUAAGAAUAAGCAGGGCGGUGGAAAUCCAAGAAAUAGCGCCCGAUCUUCAUUAAAUGCUCCACCAGAAAGGGCUGUAUCUAGAGGAACUACUUUCGAUAUUGGCGGAGAAUAA